This is a messenger RNA of Amphibalanus amphitrite, 1963 nucleotides long. Its product is annotated as ficolin-2-like. The transcript has 2 exons. Lineage: Eukaryota; Metazoa; Arthropoda; Thecostraca; Balanomorpha; Balanidae. The record is from RefSeq and is a predicted model, not a curated record. Bases 1 to 1167 code for a protein of 388 amino acids.
AUGACUAAGGUUUUGCAUGGUGAAGAGGUGCUGACUGCUGUAGCAUGCGGCGCAGCUCUGCCUGUCCUGGCAGUUCUCCUGUCGGCAGGCAUCUGGUGGAGCUCCGGCGAGCCCCUGCCGCGCCCGUUCAACCUCACCACCCGCUGGCAGAGCCGGCUCCAGUUCUGGCAGUUCGCAGAGGUGACCUGGUCGCCGCCCGAUGACGCCGUGUUCGAUCAACACCCGGCUCCGGACGGCUGCUUCUGUAGAAACCUGUGCAUCAGCGACGCCCGGUGCGUGGCCGCCGACCUGGCGGUGACCUCGGAGGGCCUCUCCUGUCGGCUGGCGGCACGCCGCGGCGGCAGUCUCAACACCACCUCGGCCGUCGCCGCCUUCGUCCGGGUGGGCCGCGCCGACCUCGGGGAGCGCUGCCUCACCGAUGCGGAGUGCUGGGAGAGCCUGGUGGGCGCCGGGUGCGUGGACGGCGUGUGCGCGUGCCCGGCGCCGGCGCUGACGGCGCGCCGGGACUGCGUCAUCAGCAACUGCUCCGAGCUGACGGCGCUGGGCGUCACCACCAGCGGCCAGCACUGGGUGCGGCUGGCCGCCGGCGCCGCGCUCACCGCCCUCUACUGCGACAUGGAGACCGACGGCGGCGGCUGGACCGUGUUCCAGCGGCGCCAGGACGACACCGAGCAGGUCGACUUUUACAGAGACUGGCAGGACUACCGCGAUGGCUUCGGCAACGUCUCCGGCCAGUUCUGGCUGGGCAACGAGCUGAUCCACCAUCUGACGGCGCGCGGGCCGCACCAGCUGCGCAUCGACAUGGAAGACUUUGAGGGCGACCGACGCUUCGCGCAAUACGCCAGCUUCUCGCUGGCAGACGAGGCGGACAACUACCGACUGUCGGUGAGCGGCUUCACAGGGAACGUGAAUGACUCGUUCGCUUAUUAUCACAGCGGCUUCGAGUUCUCCACCAAAGAUAGAGACAACGACAGGACCGGCAGGGAGUCGUGUGCCAAGUCGUACCAGGGUGCCUGGUGGUAUAAAAACUGUCACCGGUCCAAUCUGAACGGGCUAUACCUGAGACGCCACACCAAAGAAUUUGCCACCAGCGUCUGUUGGAAGGCCUGGAGAGGGUUUCACUACUCACUAAAAUUCACCGAAAUGAAAAUCCGGCCCAGUCUCUAAAAUACUACUGACGCUAGCAAAACAAUUUCGGUUACGCUCAAGUGCGUAUCACAAUAUCUGAAAUUGCUGGUGGUCACUUGCAGAGGAAAACGAGGAUGGCCGCUUGAUAACGGUCAUAUGUCCUGGGUUGAAACAUUUUCCCGUCACCACAGUGAUGCUGAAUAAUCGAUCACAGUCGAACGUUUACUAUCGUAGUGUCGUAUGAACUGACGCUGGGCCGACGCGGCCGGCGUCGAGCCGGCCGCAUGGGGAGGCCGGCGGCCGACCUGCCCCGCGGCGGUCACGUGGGCAAGGUGACGCCGACUGGCCGUGGCCCGGCCGGGGGAGAGCUGGUAAAGCGCCGGUCAGCGACGGACGCUCCCGCGUGGUCGAAAUGUGCAACUGCAUUAUCAUUAGUUAAGUCUUUAUCCUGUGUUUAUGUGAACAAUACCUAUAUACCAACUAUAUAAUUCACUUUAAGCCAAUUUAAUGCAGUCUGGUCACCUGGUGUGCCUAGCGCAAUUUUUAGAUAUCUUCGUGCAUUUGGAAUUUGGAUCACCGUGUUGAGCACCAGUGGUGUUUUACUGAGAUUCUCGUUUAGGCGACGCGUCCUCACCCGCCUGGGUCGGCACCCACAAGGAUGUUCGAUACCUAUACCCUGCCCACAAGCAGUGUCCUUCAACCCAAGUGUCGUCGGUCAUCUUUAUGCUGCGUGUAGAAGUCAGCGAAUCUCUUGUGACGCUUUGCCUUUGCCUUUCCAGCUCACAAUUUAUAUGUUUAAUCGUUGUAGCAACUGUCAUCUGUACCAGGGCUGCGG